Phytomonas sp. EM1 is the source of this 439-nucleotide messenger RNA. The record is from the annotation of a GenBank genome assembly. NCBI's taxonomy places the organism in Eukaryota, Euglenozoa, Kinetoplastea, Trypanosomatida, Trypanosomatidae.
GUGCGUCGUCCUCAGGGCACAAUAUUGCUUUUUUUUUUUACUGUAGAGAAGCAAUGAUCGAUACAGCUGACAAUCAUGUAAUUUUAGAUGAAGGAGGUGAGUUCUUUGACGAAGACCCUACGGUAGGUCGGGGUGUUCCUUCUGAUCCAGCCGGUUAUAUAGCAUGGAAACCCUUGCAACCGGCACCCUUAACUCCAACAAUUUUAAAUGCUGUUAAAAGUAGCGUGUCCGAGGCCGCAACUAAUUAGAAAGGAGUUAAAAGGUGACGCUUGGUUGUUCAUUAGGACUAUACAUUAGCGAAAUCAAAGGAAGGGUUAUUAUUAUGAGCUGAUCUAUGAAAAUACGCAUAGAAGUGUUAUGGCACUGAAUACUUGUCGCGUUAUGGUUGAUAUUGAGUUGAAAAAUCAGAAGGGGUCAAUUAUGCGCCGAUAACGUCAAA